This is a messenger RNA of Naegleria fowleri, 1449 nucleotides long. RefSeq lists its product as uncharacterized. The transcript has a single exon. NCBI's taxonomy places the organism in Eukaryota, Heterolobosea, Eutetramitea, Acrasida, Naegleriidae. The record is from RefSeq and is a predicted model, not a curated record. The coding region runs from base 1 to 1449 and encodes 482 amino acids.
AUGUAUCAACAAGAAAAUCAUUCCUCUCACUCACCCACAUCAUCCUCUGAUCGUUCUUGUUCUGUCGGACGGGUUGUAUGUACACAAACACAUGAAGUGACAUGUCAAGAUCGAUACAAAAUUUAUGGAACGGUUUUCAUUCCGCUCGAUCAGGACAGUGAGGGUAAAUUUUGUCAAACUCACAUCUCGGAAACUGCAAUAUUGAUGGCACCAGCCAUGGGAAUUCCGUGUCGAUUUUAUAAAGAUUUUUGUACAUUCAUUUGCGAAGAAAUUGGAUGUAUUGUCAUGACCUUUGAUUAUAGAGGAUGCUUUUCAUCAGGUUUGCGAGUGAAUGCUGUUGUUGCGGAUAAUUCCAACAUGGACCACAACAAGAAGGCGAGUGCCGAUGAAGAAAAGAAAAUACUUUAUGACAUUCAAAACAAAUAUAUUAGUAUUAGAAAUUGGGGACUGUUGGAUGUGACAGCAAUCAUGAAUUUUCUUGAAAGUACACCACUACAUAAACUAUUAUUGACAAGUUCUGAUUCGACUACCAAAGUCCUACCUAAAAUAGUUAAAUCAUCAGAAAUGCACAACAAACAAGGAUCUGAAAACAACAAGUCAGUGAUUCAACAAGAAGAACAACUCACUCAAUAUUUAACACACCUCGAACAACAACAAUACUCCUCUCCCAUCCUUCCCAUUGACAAUUUUCUCUAUAUUGCACACAGCAUUGGAGGACAAAUAUUGGCCCAUAUUCCUUCUCUGUAUUUACAGAAAUUUAUUGGAACAGUUUGGGUUGGAACUCAGAGUGGACUCAUGACACACUGGCCAUGGAUCACUCCUCGAAUUUUCAUGUUUUUCUAUUGGUAUGUCUAUUUACCGAUGAUGGUACGGAUGUAUCCACUCAUUACUCCUCCUGUGUAUGUUGCAAAUAAGCUUGUGAGAGAUUGGUACUCGGCAGGUCAUUGUCGAAGGAAUUAUAUUUUUGAAUAUUGUGGAAUUGAGGAGCCACCAAAGAAUCCACAACAUCCUGCAUGGGCAUUACAGAAAAUUCCAAUGGUGAGUUAUGUGAUUGAGGGAGACAAUUUUGCACCCUUGCAGUCGGCGAUGUGGAUUUUUAGAAGUUUGAGUGAUCCUAAAUUUGUGAGCUUUACUGAUCAACAACAUUUGAAUACGGACAAUUCGAGAAUUCCUAAAACGAUUAAUGUGACAUUGAAAAAAGAUUCGAAUACACAACAAGAUGAUCAUGUUCAACCGUUAACUUGUCCCAACGAGAAGAGAAUGUAUUACAUUCAUGGGGAGAUUGCUAAAAAAGUUGGGCAUUUCAACUUUUUCAAACGAAAGGACGGAAGAGAUGAGUGUUGGCCUCAUAUAUUGACUAUCGUGAAACAAAUGAUGGAAAACCAUGACUCACAAAAGAAGCAAAAAACACUAAUGGAAUUCACUGAUCCACGACCUUCAAAACUGUAA